Molecule: messenger RNA, 6151 nt
Organism: Girardinichthys multiradiatus
Lineage: Eukaryota; Metazoa; Chordata; Actinopteri; Cyprinodontiformes; Goodeidae
Gene: slc1a4
Product: solute carrier family 1 member 4
Exons: 8
Coding region: 981-2606 (541 amino acids)
Biological process (GO): L-glutamate transmembrane transport; L-serine transport
Cellular component (GO): plasma membrane
Molecular function (GO): symporter activity; L-threonine transmembrane transporter activity; L-aspartate transmembrane transporter activity
Source: RefSeq, a predicted model, not a curated record
ACAUUAGUGGACAAAUAGCACCAUAAAGACCAAGGAACACACCAGGCUGGUAAAUGUCAGGAGAUGUUUAAAGCAGGGUUCGGCUAUUAAGAAAUGCCAAGCUUGAACACCUCAAAGAGCAAUGUUCAAUCUGGAAAAUGAAAAGAUAAUUUCACAAGUUCAAUCCUGCCAAGACCUGGCCGUCCACCUAAACAGAGAGGCCGACAGGGAUAGCAUUAAUCAGUGAAGCAGCCAACUGACGCCUUUUUUGCUCAUACUACUUCACAGGUGCAGCUAAAAAGUCCUGACUGGUUAUCUGAUACAUACUAGCCAGUUAGUUCGGUCAAGUUGAUGACUAGAUGGCCAACAAACCUACUAGUUAGGACUUUGGCUGUCUAGAAGAACGUCCGCUCUUACAGGUUGGACAAAGGUGCUACUAGUUGGUAAAAAGUGCUCAUAGUGUUUUUUCAACCAGUGAAGUGAAAUUCUGAAUUAGUGCAAGUAAAAUCUCUUACUAGUGCACAUAGUCGCAAACUUGUGGGCAUAAACUAUGGCUGAGGUCAAGGGUAUGGGAGAUUUACAAAAACAGCUUGCCAUAACACUGAAACAUGGAUUCAUUUGAGCUCAGAACACCAUUCAACAGUCUUUCUGUCGAUCCUUCUGCACAGACUAGAUGCUUAUCUUAAUCCUUGCAUAAAACACUUGUAGGUUACACGUUUUGACGCAAACUGCACAUUUGUACUUCUUUGUACUUUUUGCACUUAUCAUCCAUCCUUGUAGAUCACAGUAAGGUGUGAGGCCCUGGCAAUCUUCUCCGCUCUUGCAUCAUGUGCUGUUACCAUAAAGAAGGGGGGUUUGUGCGCAUGCUCCAUUGGCUUUUGCAUCGCUGCGCCCUCUCCAUUGGCUGACCGCACCCCCUCUGCGCUCAGCCUUUUCAGCCGACGACCCCGUGAGUGAACAGUCGCCGGCCUUCAGCUUCCCCACGCUGCUCAGAGAAUAACAUGGAGAAAAAGAGCGAGAUCAACGGACACACCAUGCCCAGCUCCGCGUCCACCGCUCGGAUGCUGGAGAACAGCGAGCAGGAGCCCGGCGAGGAGGAGCAGCAGAAGGAGGAGAAGAGGGGCUUCGGGGAGAGACUGGGGGGGUUCCUGAGCAGGAACCUGCUGGUGAUCCUCACCGUGUCCGGCGUUCUGAUGGGCGUUGGGCUUGGCAUGUUGGUCCGCAGCAUGAACCUCACCAAAGCGCAAAUGAGCCACUUCGCCUUCCCCGGAGAGAUGCUGCUGCGGAUGCUGAAGAUGAUCAUCCUGCCGCUGGUGGUCUGCAGCCUGGUUUCCGGCGCCGCCAGCCUGGACACCCGCUCCCUGGGCAAGCUGGGGGGAAUCGCGGUCGCCUACUUUCUGGUGACCACGCUGAUCGCCUCGGGGAUCGGGGUGGCCCUGGCCUUCAUCAUCAAGCCGGGGGUGGGCGCUGGAGCCCUGAACACCAACAGCCUAGGGCUGGAGAGCGUAAGCAGCGACAAGGAGACCACCGACUCCUUCCUGGAUCUGGCCAGAAAUUUGUUUCCAUCCAACUUGGUGGCAGCUGCUUUCCGUUCUUAUGCCACGGACUACAAAACGGUUGCUGUGGGGAACGACACCAAUGGGACAACCCUCUAUCAAAAGGUGCCGAUUGGAACUGAAACUGAUGGCAUGAACAUCCUUGGACUGGUGCUGUUUGCUAUGGUGUUUGGUGUGGCCCUGCGGAUACUUGGAGAGGAGGGAGAGGAACUCAUCCGUUUCUUCAAUGCCUUCAAUGAGGCCACCAUGGUGCUGGUGUCCUGGAUCAUGUGGUACAUUCCCUUUGGCAUCAUGUUUCUUGUAGGGAGUAAGAUCGUAGAAAUGGAAGAUGUGGUUCUUCUGGUCACAAGCUUGGGGAAAUACAUAUUUGCUUCAAUCCUAGGCCACAUCAUCCAUGGGGGCAUUGUUCUUCCCCUCAUUUACUUUGCCUUCACACGAAAGAACCCCUAUAGUUUCCUUUCAGGCCUCAUCACACCCUUCACCACCGCCUUUGCCACCUGCUCCAGUUCAGCAACUCUUCCCUCAAUGAUAAAGUGUGUGGAAGAAAAUAAUGGUGUGGACAAACGCAUUAGCCGCUUCAUCCUUCCGAUUGGAGCUACGGUGAACAUGGAUGGAGCAGCCAUUUUCCAGUGCAUUGCUGCCGUCUUCAUCGCACAGCUCAACAACACUGAGCUGAAUGCUGGACAGAUCUUCACCAUCUUGGUAACAGCCACAGCCUCCAGUGUUGGUGCCGCUGGCAUCCCAGCCGGCGGCAUCAUCACCAUCGCCAUUAUCCUGGAGGCCAUCGGCCUGCCAACCAAUGAUCUGUCCCUCAUGCUGGCCGUCGACUGGAUUGUGGAUCGUACUACCACAGUGGUGAACGUGGAAGGCGACGCUCUGGGUGCAGGAAUCCUCCACCACAUCAACCAGCUGGAAACAAAGAAGCACCAACCGGAGGUGGCAGAGGAGCUGGAAGAGGUCAGGGUUGAAUCUGUGGCCAACGUUCAGGCGGAGGAGGAGACGUCGCCGCUCGUCAUGCGUCAAACCAAAAUCUUGGAUGGCAUGCCUGAAGCCAUCGAGUCUGUCCUGUAGACUCAGACUUUACUUUCUUGACCGUCUGACCAUUUGGCCUGAGAUUUAUGAUGUUGCUGCUGAUCGGGCAUCAGUGUGAACCGAUGUCUUUAAAAAAACAAUAACUAAACUAACAAAAAAAAAAAAAAAACAAAUAGAAAAGUUUGCAACUUUGAAAAAUUCAGAAAUAGCCUGUAAAAUAAAGAGUUUGCAUUGCAUCCAGGAUUCAACUUCAGGAUAGUACAUAAUGCAAUUCAGAAAUAUUUUUCUAAUCAAAAACUCAAACUGUUAGUGAUUUAAUUUUUGUUUAGUAUUUUCACCCAUAAGUACACUUUAACUCUAAAAUAGGCCAGAAACAUUCCAAUAAAUGUUGAAGAUCUGUUUGUUACACUUAUAGUGGCUCUCAAAAGUACACACCACCCUGUUGAAAUGCCAGGCUUGUUUAUGUAAAAAUUAUACCUUAAUAACUCAUUUAAACACAUUUCCCACAUAAAGUGUAAUGUAUCCUGUGCCAGUCAAUUUAAAACCAAAAAAUGAUGGGAGGAAAAUUAUAAAACAAACAAAAAAAAACAAUCAAUUUGCCUGGUUGCAUAAAUGUGAACACCUUGAAACUUCUAAUUUGUUGAAGUUCCUUUUGAUUCUGUUUCAGUGGUCUUGAUGUUACACCUGCUAUCAAUUCUAGUGAACUAUAGACCAAUCUCCAAUGGUUGUAUUUUUUUGAUCUUUGCCUAUUUGCAUCCUUUAGCUAAAGCCACAGCUUGCAGAGAGUUUUCAAAAAAGCAAAAGGAUCUGAUUAUAUAAAGGUAUCAGUCAGGAGAAGGGGACAAAAAAUGCCACAGUAUUAAAUAUUUGUACACCAUGGCACAGUGAAGUCUGUCGGCAGUAACUGGCAGAAAUAGGGGACGGCUUUUUGGGAGAAUAUGUUAUGGUUUGAUGAAACAAGCAUGAACUUUGGGUGACAGUUCUCCAAGAUGUGUGUAGCACAAAAAAUCGACUAGCACACUACUAAAAGAACACCCCACCUAGUCUCAAACAUGGUGUUGGCAGCAUCAUGCUCGGGGGUUACUUUGCUCCAGAGUUUAUUUUUUUGUCAAAAUGGAUGAAGUUAUGAAUACUUCUAACUAUACACCUUCAGGUGUAGCUAAAAAGCAAAGAUGAAGAUGGAUUUUACUUUUCAGUAUCACAGUGAGUUCGAAGAUACAUACAAAUCAACAAAAGUGCUGAAACUGAUUAAGCAAAGGAUUAGUUUAAGGGUGUGCAGACCAAUUGUACCUUCUUUCUUUCUUUCUUUCCCUUUAACAAAUUAGAUUAUUUUUACAGUGAAUUGUACAGGAUAUGUGUCUCAUUCUGUUUUUCACAUCACAAAAACUUGGUAAUUCAACAGGAGUCUGUACACUUUGAAAUCCUGCUGUAGUGUACGGUGCUAACAGCCUUUAGUGUUCUGUUUUCUGAACAUUACUGGGUUAAUUUUCUCUAUUAAUCAUUAAAAAGUAAAAAAAAAACAAAAAAAAAACAAAACAACCAUUGACCUAAUAGGAACAAAUUCUUGACAUUGUUUUAACUAAAUGAUACAUUCCAUCGAUUGAUCAUGCCUGAUGGAAAUGGAGAUGAUUAUUUCAGAUGAAAAUAACAGAAUCUCUGUUCCGUAAUUAGGUGGAGUUGAGUUUGAAGCUGUGUGACUCCAAAUUGUGAACGGUAUUUUUUCCUACAAUGUUUAGAAGAUAGUUGGGCUUGUGUUGACAGACAGUUACAGCAGGCAAAUGCGGCCCAAAUCCAAUUUUUUAUUUUUUUAAUUUAUUUUUUGUUUUGCCCAUACAAGACCCAUUUCUGACUUUUUCAGCGGCCCAAUUCCGAUUUUUUCACCUCCAAAAAAAUCAGAAUUGUGCCACUUCCAAAUGUGGUACUAAAUUGGAUACGUCUUUAAUACUUUUCAAAGGGUUUUGUAGUCUGAGCGAUUUCAUCCGACUUUCACUUCAUUGUCCUGGCUCCAACUUUGCAUCCACACAGAUUUCUCUACAGAAAUAGCAGUCACUGCUCCACGAAAGGCCAUUGUUAAGAGUUGUACUCUCAACUCUUUUUUCUGACCUUUCUUCGUCUUGUUAUGAUGUGGUCAUAAUAUUGUCGACUCCCAUUGCUCAACUAGCUAAAACAAUUAUACACAGAGACCGGCAUCCAUUUUUACUUACAGUGUUCUGCUGUGUGACGCAAUAUUCUAUUUCUGUGCAUGUGGGUUGCUUUGGAGUCGUGAACCAUUUAGACUUAAGUUUGAUGGUGGUUGCAAUUAAAUGGUGUGAACCAUCAUGUAAAAAAAAAAAAAAAUUGCAAUUGAGCUCCAAGACCUGCCAUGUGACAGUAUACUUGGUCACGCAUCAACUCUGAAAAUGAACAAUUAGGUAUUGGGCCUAUCUUUCGGUUAUGCUUCAUGCUACAUUAUCAGUGAAACAUUGGCUAAAUAUGGUCAAACAUGUAUGGCCUCAUGUUAAAAAGAUCACUGAAAUCCCCCUGAAUGCUCAUUCUUGUGUAAACAGAAGAUUGUAUUAUUUAUAUAAUCAUGGUUUAUAUCUCAGUUUUUCAGCUUUUAGUGGGUUAAAAAAUAACGGCUACACUAACCUCAGCACAGCUAGCUUGGUAUUGCAACGAGCUGCUGUUAAUUCCUAUUUAACAAGUUAGCAUCUUAAUUUUCUCUUCGAACUUAAAUUAAUCUUUAGAUUAAUCUUUAAUUAAUCUUUAGAUUAACCUUUAAUUCAUCUUUAGAUUAAUUUAAUAAAAUAUCCGGUAGCUUUUUUGCUAGAUGUUUUUGGAAAGUAUGUUGGCAAGGAAUUUGAAAUGGAGUUGUACCUGUAUGCUAGCUAGCUAGCCAGCUAAAGCAGUGCUAAAAUGCAGCUAACAAUUAGCUUAGGUUAAUAUUCUUAUUUUAGCUGACAGUUUAUUUAGUUAACAUUCCUGACAGACACAACGGACUUCGUUAAAAUAAGUUGCAAGCAUUUCUAACUAAGCAUGUGGUUUCAUAUAUUGGGACAUUAAUUGAUGCCUAACAGUCAUCUAACGGUUUUACUGUAAUUGUUCACAUUUUGCUGAAAAGGUGAAACUUUGCUUGUAGAGUCUAUGAAAGUAAACAAUACUAAAAUGGCGCUUGUUAUGGCUGUCAUUUUAGAUUUAAAUAUGGCUGCCAUCUGUACUUUUACUCUUCAGGUACACAGAAAACUAGCAAGAGCACUGUAAAACCUAUACCUCUGAAAGACAUAUUUCAGAUGUCAAAACUAUCACUAUAAAAUGGUCUUUUGUAAAUCUGCAAAGCCGCUAGAUGUCUAGUGAGAUGAUUAAAAAAUGUUGCCCGUCUUGAAAUCCAGGAUGUAUCUAUCCAGACAUAGAGUGUAAAUUUUGAGAAUAGUGAUGUAUUUACAGACUCUGGGAAAAAAGUGUACUAAUGUACACAGUUACACAAAGGCAGUUUUACUACCUUUUUCUAACUUUUGUGUAACUAAAUACCAAUUUUUACUUGGUAAAAAUUGGUAUUUGGCAGCCACCUUUAAAUUCAAUAUGGAUGCUAUGAUGGUAUUGAGAGC